This is a messenger RNA of Camponotus floridanus (Florida carpenter ant), 1364 nucleotides long. RefSeq lists its product as uncharacterized. Bases 97 to 945 code for a protein of 282 amino acids. The record is from RefSeq and is a predicted model, not a curated record. NCBI's taxonomy places the organism in Eukaryota, Metazoa, Arthropoda, Insecta, Hymenoptera, Formicidae. The transcript is spliced from 7 exons.
UAUCGCAUUAAAAUAAAAGUCGUCGUGCGAAUAGGUGCCACGUGCUCAGCAGUCUGCAAUUUUUCCAGAUUUCCAGGUUUUUUACGCAGUUUCCAAAUGAAUAAAAAAAGUCACCAUCUUGUGGGUACGCUUGGAUCACAACAAAGUAUGCAAAAUUUAAAACUUGACAUAGAGAAUGCAAAGAAGACGUUGUCAUUAGAUAAUAUGGAAUCUCAACUAUCACCAUCUUUGAUUAAUCCUUAUAAAAAGAAACCUUUAAUUGAAAAUAAUAGAAAUAGAAAUGAUGGAGCUGAAGUUUCAAGUUUAACAAUGUAUGGAAAGAAAAAUUCUAUUAAGAAGACUUCUCAAGAAUAUAAAGCAUCGCAAUCCAUUCAAAAAGAUGAAUCAGUUUCAAAAAACCAGUCAUCACAAAAUUAUAUGCCUCAAUGUGAACUUCGCGAACAACUACAACCUAACAAAAAUACUUUUAAAGUAAAAGAAUAUACUUCUAAACAGCGCUUUAAUCAAAUAUCCAUACCAACAAAUCCUGCUUGUGUAAUACAAUCGUCAGCAACAAGCGAUAAAUCAAUUAUUCCAAAAGCUUCCAGUUCUUCGAAUGCAAACACUAAUAUGAUUCAACAACAACAUAUUAUUAAUGUUUUUCAACAAUUAUUUAAGAAAUUAAAUCAACGCUUGGAUAUUAUUGAAAAGAGAGAAAGUGAAAAUCAUGUAAUGUUGUUGCGAUUAACAAAAGCAAAAAAUAGAAGAGUCCAAUUGAUGCCAAAAUGUUUUCCAUUUAAAUCUAUUGAAAGUUUAAUAAACUUUGAUAACGCAACUGAUGAACUGUACGAUGAAGUUGUAGAUUACUUCAUUUAUAUAGGUGGAUUAAAUCCUAUUGAUUGUGCUGCAAUGUAUUUCAAAUAUGCUUUUCAAAAUGCUGAGCAAAUUUCGCUGCAAGUAACUUGACAUGGAACGAAACAGUUAAAAGCUUUAAAACAUACUCGCUUCGCACAUGCUUGUGAAGAUGCAAUCAGCAGUAAUUUUAAUUUUCCAAAACCACGACGACAUGAAUUUGAAGAUGCUAUGAUAAAAGCUCUGAAGAGCACGAAAGAGCGUUUUUGCCGACAACAAAAAAGAUCUACAUGUGAUGUAGAAAAUGACGAUAACGAUGAUGAUGAUAACGAGCCCAAAGAAUUUGGGAAGAAGAAGAAAAAUUGUUAGAGAUGAGCGAAAAAAUGACACACAUAGUCAAUCUAAUAUUGAUUAUUCUGAUGAUGCUCAGCAAGAAAUAAUAGAAGAUGAAGAAUAUCAAGCAGAUAUAAUUGAAGAAAGUUAUAAUUCAUCUAAUGAUGAUUUAUUUGGCGAAAUUUAAAUUUCAUAUGUUU